GAGCUGACUUGGAGCAGCCGGCGCCGUCGUUGCGACCGCCACAGCGGAGUUCAGAGGCCCCAGCGGGGGGAGACUUCCCACACUGUGACCGAGAUGUCGUCCACUGCGGCUUUUUACCUUCUCUCCACCCUGGGAGGGUACUUGGUGACCUCAUUCUUGUUGCUCAAAUACCCGACCUUGCUGCACCAGAGAAAGAAGCAGCGAUUCCUCUGUAAACACAUCUCUCACCGCGGAGGUGCUGGAGAAAAUUUGGAGAAUACAAUGGCAGCCUUUCAACAUGCAGUUACAAUUGGAACUGAUAUGCUGGAAUUGGACUGCCAUAUCACAAAAGAUGAGCAAGUUGUUGUGUCACAUGAUGAGAAUCUAAAGAGAUCAACAGGGGUCAAUGUAAACAUCUCAGAUCUCAAGUACUGUGAACUCCCAACUUACCUUGGCAAACUGGAUGUCACAUUUCAAAGAGCUUGCCAAUGUGAAGGAAAAGAUAACCGAAUUCCAUUACUGAAGGAAGUUUUUGAGGCCUUUCCGAACACUCCCAUUAACAUCGAUAUCAAAGUCAACAACAAUGUGCUGAUUAAGAAGGUUUCAGAGUUGGUGAAGCAGUACAGACGAGAACACAUAACCGUGUGGGGUAAUGCCAGUUACGAAAUUGUAGAAAAGUGCUACAAAGAGAAUUCAGAUAUUCCCAUACUCUUCAGUCUGCAACGUGUUCUGCUCAUUCUUGGCCUGUUCUUCACUGGUCUCUUGCCCUUUGUGCCUAUUCGAGAACAGUUUUUUGAAAUCCCAAUGCCAUCUAUCAUAUUGAAGUUAAAAGAACCGCACACAGUGUCCAGAAGUCAGAAGUUUCUCAUCUGGCUUUCUGAUAUUUUACUAAUGAGAAAGGCUUUGUUUGACCACCUCACUGCCCGCGGCAUUCAGGUGUAUAUUUGGGUAUUAAAUGAAGAACAAGAAUACAAAAGGGCUUUUGAUUUGGGAGCAACUGGGGUGAUGACAGACUAUCCAACAAAGCUUAAGAAUUUUUUACAUAAUUUUUCAGCAUAGAAAAGGAAGUACUCAAGCAUUCAAAGAAAACAUGAAAAGACCUAAGAAAAAUAUUUUUCACCAUCAUUUUCCUAAGCCAUUUCCAGAAUGGUAAAAGGUUUAAUCAGUUAAGUUUUAUUACCUCAUUUUUAAGCCUGUCUGAGAAUGUACACACAAUAUAUUGUGUAUUUAUUUUAAAUAAUAUUGCAUAUUUUGAAUCUGUAAAUAGUUUGUUUAGAAAUAACUUGAUUAUAAGAUGUAAUUAGAAGAUUAUUGAUCGAGAUUUCUGUAUAUGAUUCUAUUAUUAUAAGUAAUUCUGAAAUCAAAGACUAUUGGAUAAUUUAAUAAUUUCACUGGAAUAAGGUCAGCUAAUUAGUAAAACAAAACUAUGGCAAUCCACUACAGCUAUUUUGAGUUGUCAUGUUAUUUCAAAGUGCAUCACAAUUAAUGGGGAAAAA
Molecule: messenger RNA, 1475 nt
Organism: Pteronotus mesoamericanus
Lineage: Eukaryota; Metazoa; Chordata; Mammalia; Chiroptera; Mormoopidae
Gene: GDPD1
Product: glycerophosphodiester phosphodiesterase domain containing 1
Exons: 10
Coding region: 94-1038 (314 amino acids)
Biological process (GO): glycerophospholipid catabolic process; N-acylethanolamine metabolic process
Cellular component (GO): endoplasmic reticulum membrane
Molecular function (GO): phosphoric diester hydrolase activity; phosphatidylcholine lysophospholipase A1 activity
Source: RefSeq, a predicted model, not a curated record